UUGUUUCUUGCAUUGGAGUUACGAUCUAUAACAAUGCAACUCGUAAGGGUUUGAAUGGUCGCUAUAUGGAGGUGUGGGGCUAAGGACAGCUAAGUCUCCUGCAGACCAUCACUCACACAAAUACCGGUUGGCAGACCACAAUGCAACACGUUUUGGAAUAUGCAUUGGAUCGGGCUGAGUACAUUGUUGAAAGUGCUCGUCAAAGGCCAGCGAAGAGGAGAGCCUCAUCCGGAGGGAAGAAGAGUUUAUACCAGAAACUAUACGAGCUCUACAUCGAAGAGUGUGACAAAGAACCAGAGCUCAAGAAGCUGCGUAGGAAUGUGAACCUACUGGAGAAGCUAAUGUGUCAAGAGUCAGUGUCGUGUCUGGUCGUCAACCUCUACCCUGGCAACCAGGGAUACUCCCUCAUGCUCCGUGGCAAGAAUGGAUCUGACUCUGAGACGAUCCGUCUGCCAUAUGAGGAAGGCCAGCUGUUGGAGUACUUGGAUGCUGAGGAGCUUCCUCCUAUCCUGGUGGAUCUCUUAGAGAAGUCCCAGGUGAACAUCUUCCACUGUGGCUGUGUGGUAGCUGAGGUCCGAGACUACAGACAGUCUGGCAACACUAAGAUGCCCUCCUUCCAGAGCAGACACGUCCUGCUACGGCCCACCAUGCAGACACUGAUCUGUGACGUCCAUGCCAUGACCAGUGACCACCACAAAUGGACUCAGGAUGAUAAGUUCCAGUUGGAGAGCCAGUUACUGCUGGCCACAGCAGAUCCUCUGUGUCUGGAUCCAUCUAUCUCUGUCACCUGUACAGCCAACCACCUGCUCUAUAACAAGCAGAAGAUGAACACUCACUCUAUGAAACGUUGUUUUAAGCGUCACUCUCGGGCGGCGUUGAACCGUCAGCAGGAGCUGUCCUACCUGCCCAUGCCCCCCCAGCUGCGUCUCUAUGACUACCUGCAGAGGAGGAAGGAGAGGAAGCCGGCCCCCUCGAUAGACCUGAAGAUCUCAAAGGCCGGAAACUGUGUGGACAUGUGGAAGCAGAGCAACUGCCAGCUGACUGUCCCCAAGGAGAUUGAUGUGGAGAAAUACGCAGUGGUGGAGAAGUCUGUGAAGCUGGAGGAAUCUCAACCCACUGUAUGGCCUGCAGAGGAAGUGAUAGAUGAUUAUACGUUUGAGUGUGAGGUUGGGGGUAAGACCCAGAGGACCAAGGUGUCCAUCUUCCAGUCGGUGGGCGACCCUCUGGUCUACGGAAAGAUCUACUGCGCCAAACAACCCAAAGUUGAGGAGGACAGCAGCGACCUUCAGAUCCUACACCCAUCUUUCCUAAUAGGCUCAAAGAUAGAUGCCAGUCGGUUCCUGUCCCAGUAUAAAGGUGUGUAUGAGUCAGACGUGAAGUGCCAGGUGAAGAUGUCUCAUAACUCAGGAUUUGUGGGACGGAACCGGCUCUCACCCAGCAGAGAGACAGAGGCGGAUGGUCUAUCAGCCCUGGUUCAGUCGUCGGGUGUGUUGGGGAAGGGGGUGAAGCACCGGCCUCCCCCUAUCAAACUACCCUCCGCGUCGGGCAGCAGCUCCACGGGUAACCUGUAUAGUUCAGCCCAGGCUACCAGUGGUCUCCUUAAGUGUCCUACGCCCCCCCCAGGACCAGGCCCCGGCUCAGCCAAGCCCCAGUCUCUGAGUAGGAAGCACUCUGUGGAGCUGGGGCAGGGGUUACAGCUGGGCGGGCAGUUAGGACAGGUGGGGUUGUUGUCCCCGGUAGCCCUAUCUCCCAUGGGGACAACACAGAGAUCGGGGACCCCCAAGCCCUCCACCCCCACCAGCACCCCCUGUUCCACCCCUCACCCCCCGACUCCCUCCUCUCCCUCUGUCCCCUCCCGUCCUGUCACCCCCACCCCCCUGGAGCCCCAGGCCCUCCUGGCUCCGUACCCUCAGCAGCAGCAGCUGUCCCAGGCUUUGCCCGUCAUGACCAUCCCUCUUCCCAUCACAGCGGGGACCAGCUCCUCUCAGGUCAUGGCUAACCCUGCUGGACUCAACUUCAUCAACGUGGUGGGAUCUGUCUGCAGUCCCCAGACUCUGAUGAAUUCUAGUCAAAUGUUGGGUCCUGGUCUCAACCUGAGUGGUCUAGGAGGACUGAUGCCUACCAUGCAACCAACCACACAAACAGGGAGUCCAUUUGGUUUGAACACUAGUCCAGGCCUUAGACCCCUCAACCUGCUACAGAUCCCUACAGGUCCUCUGAUCUUUAACUCUCUGCAGCAGCAGCAGCUCUCCCAGUUCUCUCCUCAACAGAGUCAGUCUGCUACGUCUAGCCCACAGCAGCAAGGAGACAUGGGUGAUCAGGGGUCAGACCAGGGUGCUCAACAGACUGCUGUCAUCAACCUGACUGGAGUAGGAAGCUUUAAGUCCCCACAGACAGCAGUGCUGUCCCAGUUAGGCUGUGGUCUGGAUGGCUCUGGUCCCCCCCUGCCUUCUCCAAGGCUUCAGCAGCCGCAGAUACAAUUGCAAUUCUUGCACCAAAUGCAGCAGCAAAUGGCUAUGAGGGGGGCGGGGCCUCCGGGGGUGUCGCCACGGCUACAUACCGCCAGCCAACCAAGAAGUAAGAGGAAGAGGAGCACACCACAGCCUCACCCCUAAU
This is a messenger RNA of Oncorhynchus gorbuscha (pink salmon), 2616 nucleotides long. RefSeq names its product SPT20 homolog, SAGA complex component (gene supt20h). NCBI's taxonomy places the organism in Eukaryota, Metazoa, Chordata, Actinopteri, Salmoniformes, Salmonidae. The record is from RefSeq and is a predicted model, not a curated record. Gene Ontology annotation, molecular function: transcription coregulator activity. Gene Ontology annotation, biological process: regulation of transcription by RNA polymerase II. Gene Ontology annotation, cellular component: SAGA complex.